Messenger RNA from Cadophora gregata, 816 nucleotides. RefSeq lists its product as uncharacterized. Bases 1 to 816 code for a protein of 271 amino acids. The transcript has 2 exons. NCBI's taxonomy places the organism in Eukaryota, Fungi, Ascomycota, Leotiomycetes, Helotiales, Ploettnerulaceae. Gene Ontology annotation, biological process: mitochondrial respiratory chain complex I assembly; mitochondrial electron transport, NADH to ubiquinone. The record is from RefSeq and is a predicted model, not a curated record. Gene Ontology annotation, cellular component: mitochondrion.
AUGAGAGCGACACCCAAUUUACUAGCCAAAGGUUUCUUCGGCCGGAGUUUAGAUGAAUUCAAGCGGUUAUCAGGAAUUGCUCUCCGAGCAGAAGGCACCAAACACGCCACGAAACCUUACGUCCUCACUUCAUUUCACGAUGCCUCUUCUCUCGAAGACUGCAAGUUGAUGUCCGACGCGGACAUGGGCGGCUUCUCGCACGCACAUCUAGACUUCAUCCCACCCGUCACAACCACCUCAAGCUCUCCCCUCCCCUCCUCCGAAAACAAAAACGGCCACGCGAAAUUCCACGGCAGCAUAUCAAUCGAGCUCCCCCCAAACAAACCACAUAUCCAACGGUCCGGCUACGCAGCGUGGCGGACAAAAGACCGCGCUUUCACGAUCUUCGGGAAAUCGCUCUGGGACAUCGAUCCUUACGCCUUCCUGGCUCUCCGCAUCAAAUCCGACGGCCGCAAAUAUUUUGUUAACAUCCAGACAGAGAGUAUUGUGCCUACGGAUUUACAUCAGCAUAGACUGUAUGCGCGGCGGCCGGGCGAGUGGGAGACGGUGCUGAUCAAGUGGAACGAGUUUGUGCGGACGAAUCAUGGGGUUGUGGUUGAGCCGCAGACGGAGCUGUUGAGGCAGAAGGUUAGGACGGUGGGGAUUGGGUUGAUCGAUAGAGUACCGGGGCCGUUUGAGCUCUGUGUGGAGAGGAUUUGGGCGAGUAAUGGGCUGGGGCAGGAGGAUUUGAGGGAAGACGAUAGGAUUGAGGAGGGAACGUUGAAGAGUAAGCAUGGGGAAAAGAUUAGGUGGGGUGACGAGAAGCAUAAAACGUAA